AGGCUAGAUAUAUACACAACAUCAUCCCCUCAAACCAAUCACACAUCUCCUUACCGGUGGUGUGGUUGAUGGCGAUCCGAGAACAGCCAAGACGGUCCCGAAAGCUUAUCUUGACCGUCGCACCGCAUCUAGAUCUAGGUUACCGCCCAACCAGUAAGAUAAAUUGGCCUCAUAUUCAACCAUCGUAUCGCAUGAUAGCAUACGUACUUCUGCUUUAGGGGCCAUGGACCAGGGACAUAGCCGCUUAAACCCCGAAUAUCAUGGUCGGUGAUCUACAGACACUAUCCUUCGUUUGGCAUAUCUUUUGUGCUAAUUUUCCUGUGUUCUUGCUUGUCAUCCUCGAGACUUAGCCGAGCCCAACUGGAAUAGCUCUGUAGUUAGUAGGGCGUAAGCUCGCCCAUUUAGUCUAUGAAUACCCUCUCCUUUUCUGUUCUCGACCUUCCUUCCUCGGUAUAAAGAAAAUCUCAUAAACUUGUCCCUUUACAUUGUCAAUCUAAAUUCGUAGGCAAAAUGCCUCGUUAUAGAUCUCAGUCUCGGUCACCGUCCUCGUCGUUUUCCUCAGACUCUUAUGCCCGCUCACCAUCCCGUUCCCACCACAGGAGUCUGUCAAUGGACUCACCAUCCCAUCAUCAUCAUCGCCAUCGCGGUUCAACAUCAUCGUCUCAUACUCACAGCACGAAAGACAAGCUCAAGACCUCCCUGGUCAUUCUCGGUGCUAUAGGGGCUGCAUCAUUAGCUGCAUCCAAGCUUUGGCCGAAAGGCAUCUUAUACGGCGAGAAGGAAUCUUGGGCCCAUGAGGCCAAAGAAGAAGUCAAGCACGCUCUACACAGAGGUGGAUCAGACGAUAGCGAACGACGGAGAAGGACACGGAGUACUGGACACGCCGACCAUGACACUAGACGACGACGAUCCCAGCGAGUCGAGAUACGAGAUGAGGUAGUUGCUAUCAAGCCCGACGGUCGCCAAAGAUACGUGGAUACUGGCUGGGUCCGGUCCCCGGACGGAAGCAGAGAUUAUCAUAGCAGGAGGCCGAUAGUGGAAUCUCGAGACGAUGGGAAGCAUGAUGUUGAUAACGAUUCCUAUGAACAGCAGGAGUCUGGAGGUUCAUCAAACACGACCUCAACUUGAUGGAUUUUGGGGUGGUUUAUGAUUGAUACGUACUUAUUUUUCAACGAUAAUGAUCCGAAUUAUUAUGACUAUGGAGUCUGAGACUUGUAUGGUAAUAUGACUAUGUAUUUUCAAAGUUGGCAUUUUUGAUGUGGACUUAUAAGCGGAGUUACUCAAUCCGGAGCCCUGGAGUUAUAGGUACAUACCUCCUACAGCUAAACUGGACUCCGUUACUGGAGAAUAAAAGAUGGGCUACAUGUAACUACCUAAUGCAAUUCUUCAAAUGGGAUAACUUUUAUGGUCUCAUGGCGCAAAAAAAAACCCCCCAAAAACACAGCAGGGGCUAUGCAUUCACGAGAAAUGAAGUAUGUUUUUUAUGGCUCUGAAAAGAAAGAAAGCAUUGAACUGGUUCAGGGUACGAAGAUCCAUCCACGGAUGUCCAUUUGGUGGAUAUCAGUGAUUGGGUUUCGGGAAGAUAGUGGUCCCUACAGCCCUGUAAGCUACCUAGGUGCAUGAAGUUCCACAUUAUCGGGCUUAUUUACUUGCAUAGUAGAUCCUUGUAGCAACAGCUUCUUCACCUCCUUUAAGUCGUGUCUUAAUCCCAUUCAUCAACUCAAGUAGCUAUGCCUACAAAACCAACAUUGAAGCACUUUAGCAUUCA
Molecule: messenger RNA, 1768 nt
Organism: Hypoxylon fragiforme
Lineage: Eukaryota; Fungi; Ascomycota; Sordariomycetes; Xylariales; Hypoxylaceae
Exons: 2
Coding region: 511-1128 (205 amino acids)
Source: RefSeq, a predicted model, not a curated record